GUGGGAAGUGUGUUCUGACAAACAAACCCCUUGUUUUUGCCAAUAGCAGUCAGUCAUAUCACCCGAGUCGAGAAGAGGAAAGAACACCGAUCUGAGAAAAUCGUGUGUUUUAAUUUAUCAUCAUCAUCAUCAAUCUUUGAUCAAUGGCUAUGUCUAUUCUCCGUCGCGAAGGGAGGCGUCUCCUCCGCCCAAUCGCUGCCAUCCGAUCUCCUCUCGCUUCUUCUGACCAGGAGGAGGGACUUGUUGGAGUUCGAUCUAUCUCUACUCAAGUUGUGCGUAACCGCAUGAAGAGUGUAAAGAACAUCCAGAAGAUCACAAAGGCCAUGAAGAUGGUUGCUGCUUCUAAGCUUAGAGCUGUUCAAGGCAGAGCUGAGAACUCCCGUGGACUUUGGCAGCCUUUUACCGCACUUCUUGGAGAUAAUCCCAGUAUUGACGUGAAGAAGAGCGUGGUGGUUACUCUCUCUUCUGACAAGGGUCUUUGUGGUGGAAUUAACUCCACUGUUGUUAAAGUGAGCAGAGCUCUCUACAAAUUGAAUGCUGGUCCUGAAAAGGAAGUGAAGUUUGUUAUUGUGGGAGAGAAAGCAAAGGCUAUAAUGUUCCGUGACUCAAAGAACCACAUCUCCCUUACUGUAACAGAGCUGAAUAAGAAUCCACUCAAUUAUGCCCAGGUCUCUGUUCUAGCUGAUGACAUCCUGAAGAACGUUGAAUUUGAUGCUUUGCGCAUUGUCUACAACAAGUUCCAUUCGGUUGUCGCAUUUCUACCGACUGUGGCCACUGUUUUGUCGCCAGAGAUUAUUGAAAAGGAAUCUGAAGUUGGAGGCAAACUCGGUGAGCUUGACUCGUACGAGAUUGAAGGCGGUGAAACAAAGGGAGAGAUUCUGCAGAAUCUGGCCGAGUUCCAAUUCUCUUGUGUAAUGUUCAAUGCGGUGCUGGAGAAUGCGUGUAGUGAGAUGGGAGCUAGAAUGUCUGCAAUGGACAGUUCAAGCAGAAACGCAGGAGAAAUGCUUGACCGUCUCACCCUUACUUACAACAGGACUCGUCAAGCCUCUAUUACAACAGAGCUUAUCGAGAUUAUCUCUGGAGCUUCUGCACUUGAAGCUGCAAAAUAAGCACAUCCUUGUCUGAGUUAUGAUAUCUAUCCACCUUGAAGGAGAGGAGUCUGUUUUGAACAACCUUUGCUGGCUUCUUGUUGGCACCACCAGUGUUUGCCCAAAAGAUUCUUUUUUUUUUAAUAAUAAAUAUCCCUGUAAUUUCCGGCAGGAUUAUGAAUAAUUGCAUUCACAUUUUGUUCUGAUUUCUGAAGCACUUCCUCAACAACUUUCAGUGUUGUUCUU
Messenger RNA from Brassica oleracea var. oleracea, 1334 nucleotides. RefSeq names its product ATP synthase subunit gamma, mitochondrial-like. The transcript is spliced from 8 exons. Bases 144 to 1109 code for a protein of 321 amino acids. Gene Ontology annotation, molecular function: proton-transporting ATP synthase activity, rotational mechanism. Gene Ontology annotation, biological process: proton motive force-driven ATP synthesis. Lineage: Eukaryota; Viridiplantae; Streptophyta; Magnoliopsida; Brassicales; Brassicaceae. The record is from RefSeq and is a predicted model, not a curated record.